UUGGGGGGCUGGGUCCAGACUCUUCCCUGCCUCCAGCCUCAGCACCUCCUUUCUGCCCCACUGGCCUCGUGCAUGGCACGUGGAAUGGCGGUGGGUGGCUCUCGGCCAGACCACCCUUGUGGGUAUUGGCCUGUGUCUGGUCUCAGCCCCUUGUGGCCCUCACCCUGGUGGAUUUUGAGGUGCCUCCCUCUCCCUCCCUGCCCACAGGUUUUGAGCACCCAACUCUGCCAGACCUUGGGAUCCCAGAUGACUCAGACACUGCAAGGCUGCUUCCCCGCCGAGUGACGGGUUGUAUUUGCAUGACCAACUGUCCAACGCUCAUUGUCAUGGUGGGGCUGCCUGCCAGGGGCAAGACCUACAUCUCCAAGAAGCUGACUCGCUACCUGAACUGGAUUGGCGUGCCCACUCGGGAGUUCAACGUGGGCCAGUAUCGCCGGGACAUGGUCAAGACCUACAAAUCUUUUGAGUUUUUCCUUCCAGACAACGAAGAGGGCCUGAAAAUCAGGAAGCAGUGUGCUCUGACAGCUCUCCGAGACGUUCGGCGGUUCCUUAGUGAGGAGGGGGGACACGUGGCGGUUUUUGAUGCAACAAAUACCACCCGAGAACGGAGAGCCACCAUCUUUAAUUUUGGGGAACAGAACGGCUACAAGACCUUUUUUGUCGAGUCCAUCUGUGUGGAUCCUGAGGUCAUAGCUGCCAACAUUGUGCAAGUGAAACUGGGCAGCCCUGACUACAUCAACCGCGAUAGCGACGAGGCCGCGGAGGACUUCAUGAGGCGCAUUGAGUGCUAUGAGAACUCGUAUGAGACUCUGGACGAGGACCUGGACCGGGAUCUGUCCUACAUCAAGAUCAUGGACGUGGGGCAGAGCUACGUCGUGAACCGCGUGGCCGACCACAUCCAGAGCCGCAUCGUGUAUUACCUCAUGAACAUCCACGUGACGCCCCGCUCCAUCUACCUCUGCCGGCAUGGGGAGAGCGAGCUCAACCUCAAGGGCCGGAUCGGCGGGGACCCAGGGCUGUCCCCCCGGGGCAGGGAGUUUGCCAAGAGUCUGGCCCAGUUCAUCAGGGAUCAGAACAUCAAGGACCUAAAGGUCUGGACAAGCCAGAUGAAGAGGACAAUCCAGACGGCCGAGGCCCUGGGGGUGCCUUACGAGCAGUGGAAAGUUCUCAACGAGAUUGAUGCGGGCGUCUGUGAGGAAAUGACCUACGAGGAGAUUCAGGACCAUUAUCCACUGGAGUUUGCCCUGCGAGACCAAGACAAGUACCGGUACCGGUACCCCAAGGGGGAGUCCUAUGAGGACCUAGUCCAGCGACUUGAGCCUGUCAUCAUGGAGCUGGAGCGGCAAGAGAACGUGCUGGUCAUCUGCCACCAGGCUGUGAUGCGCUGCCUCCUGGCCUACUUCCUUGACAAGGCGGCAGAGCAGCUGCCCUACCUCAAGUGUCCGCUGCACACGGUCCUGAAGCUGACCCCCGUGGCUUACGGUUGUAAAGUGGAGUCCAUAUUCCUGAAUGUGGCAGCCGUGAACACACACCGAGACAGGCCUCAGAAUGUAGACAUCUCUCGGCCUCCGGAGGAAGCCCUCGUCACGGUCCCAGCUCACCAGUGACCAUAUCUCAUCUACUGUGACCCCCGGACCGGCGUUGAUCCCUGUGGACAGCGGUCAUUCCAGGCCCACUGGUCUGUGUGACAGUCACUGCCCAGAAAACGCCCUCAGAGCCAUGAUUGGCUGGUGGCACCCAGAAGCCCCGCCCCAGCCCACCUGUUUCCUUGUUGGCAGCCACAGGGCUGUAUACGUGGUGUCUGACCUGCUGCUGAGCAUUGCUCGCCUGAUCGCGUCUGCCCCCUGGCUGGUGAGAGGGCUCCCACACCUGCUCCUUCUGUUCUCUCUCACCGGCUGGGGGGCCUUGUGAAGCACGAAACCCCAAAAAUGUGAAAUGGAAAGCACUUGCUGUGAUGUUUUCAGCCACCGAGGCUGCGGCACCUGGGUGGACCUGGGGACCCUGCCAAGGUUCUGCUGCCCUCUCUGCAGCCACUUCUGGAGCCAGAGGCAAGAUCUUCAGGGAAUCCUGAGCUGCUUCUGCCCCAGUCAGCGGGAGUAAACCCUCUCUAGCCCACCCUGCCAGGAGCUGAAGAGCCUCUACCACGGCAGGCAGCCCCCUCCACGGGCUAGACCCUGGGGUCCGUGCGUCUGCAUUGGCAGAUGCUUGGGAAAGCAAUAUGUUCACUUCUGCAUGUGGGGACCCCCAGAAACACACAGGGAGGGGGGCAUUGGCGGUCACUCUUUCCCAAUGAUGCCUACACUGGAAUACUUUGGGAGCCAGUGGCCAAGGCCACCCCUGCCCCCACUGCCCUCAUGGUGCAACAUGUAAGCUGGUGCAACACAGAAAGACAUAAGGACAGAGCUGUUGUACGCAUCCCCCUUCUCAGUGCUCGAGGGAGAGGCUGCCCUCUUCCGCUCCCAGCUGUGCCACCGGCUACCUCGACUGCUGCUGCCGGCGUCCACGCACGUGUAUACACCGGUGGCCACACCUGCCUUUGCUGUGAAGGAUUUGAAAAGCCUGUCCUGGCGUUCGUUGACUUCCACCUGGAGGAUGAAGCCUGGGAAAGGCAGGAGCUGGAGUCAGCCCCUGGCCUGGGAGGAUUUUCCCAGCCCUGUCAUCACUUUUGAUUCUUGUACUAAGGAGCCUGAUGAAAACAAUCUCGGGAAGCCUGCCGUCAUGCCCCUGAAUUCUCUGGGGCCCAGAGAGGUGAGCUGGGCAGUAGAUUCCAGCUCCAUUUUGUAGCUGGGAGAACAGACUAGCCAGCACCUUGUGAGGCUGGGUGAGAACGUGUGUGGAUUUGUGGUUGGAUGUGCUACUGUCCAUGGGUGAUGGUCCUGGGUGAAGUCAGGCCCCAGGAUCCCAUGACCCUGGCCUGGGUUGAGGACCUCAAGUGCCGCAGCAGCUCUGGCCAAACCCGGCUGGGAGAUGCCCAGGACCAGGCUGUGGCCGGACGUUCCAUCGGAGCCCCAAGCUCCUUAGACCUGGGGCCAGUGGGCCACACUGCUGCCUCUGGGACUCGGGGACUGCAGCCUUUGCUUCUGUGGCCGCCGGAGUCUUGGUGACUUCCGGCCAUGCUUACUUGUUGCCCAUAGUGGGUCCCUUUGGUCAGUGGCAUGAGCAUCUAGAUGUCACCGCCUCUCCAGGACCUCAGGCUCACUGAGGUGAAACCAGCGAGGCCUCUUCUCUCUGUUCAGAGGGCCGCCAGGGCCAAAUGUGUCACAGAACUGGGACGGGGCAGAGGGAGGUCUGGGAUCCCAGCAGGGGCUCACCCCGAGCCGGCUCUCUGCCUGGGCAGCAUCCACUGGCCGGGUGCCCACUUACAGCCGGGACGGUCCACGUGGUCCUGUUGCAGACGUUUUUCCUCCUCGUCCUGGAAUGGAAGUUGUUGGAACUCAGCCACUCGUCACACUGUGUCCAACAUUCUCUGCAAUAAAUACUUAAAAAAAAAAAAAA
Molecule: messenger RNA, 3495 nt
Organism: Capra hircus (goat)
Lineage: Eukaryota; Metazoa; Chordata; Mammalia; Artiodactyla; Bovidae
Gene: PFKFB4
Product: 6-phosphofructo-2-kinase/fructose-2,6-biphosphatase 4
Exons: 14
Coding region: 300-1607 (435 amino acids)
Biological process (GO): fructose 2,6-bisphosphate metabolic process; fructose metabolic process
Cellular component (GO): cytosol
Molecular function (GO): 6-phosphofructo-2-kinase activity; fructose-2,6-bisphosphate 2-phosphatase activity; ATP binding
Source: RefSeq, a predicted model, not a curated record